GUGGGAGGGGCUGUGUCGCCAUGGCAACAGGCUGCAAAGCCCACAAGAAAAAGGACAGUUUUCAUCCCGAUGACGUGAACUUGUGGAGGAUUUGUCUCUUUUCUCGUGUUUACUCUGAUGGGGAACACGUCAGGAUUGCAGCCAUAUGGAGGCCAAGUCACCGCCAGAUGAUGUAAGCAUCUUUGCAGUGAUGCAGGUGAACAAACACCUGUGGUCCACAGAGGAUCAUAAGGAAUGCCCGCCAAUGAUGACACAGAAGGUCCCUAAAGCAGCCAAACGUCACUAAAUCCUUCACCAUGACACCCAGAGGCAGAGUUCCACCCUACAAUCUCCUCAGCACUUUCUCUCCCGCCACCUCCGCGCCCUCGCCGGCUUUCUGUAGCAUCGACGAGUCGUACAAGUACAUCUUCCUCCCCAUCUGCUACUCCUUCACCUUCAUCUUCAGUCUCUCUCUCAACGCCGUGGUCCUAUACCGCUCCUUCCGCCGCACCAAGCGCUGGAACGCCUCGCUGAUCUACAUGGUCAAUCUGGCCUCCACGGACUUCAUGUACGGCCUGUCGCUGCCCUUCUUGGUGGCCAGCUAUGUCAUGCGGGACCGCUGGGUGUUUGGGGACUUCAUGUGCCGCCUGGUCCGCUUCCUCUUCUACUUCAACCUCUACGGCUCCAUCUUCUUCCUCACCUGCAUCUCCGUGCACAGGUACCUGGGCAUCUGCCACCCGAUGAAGGUCAUCACCCUGGAAACCAAGAAAGCGGUGAAGUGCACGUGCGUCCUGGUUUGGAUUGUUGUCUUUGCGCUCACCUGUCCCAUCUUCCGCUUUGCUCAGACGGGUCACGUGACCAGAGCGCCGGGACAACUGGGCAGCAACACGAGCGGUGCUGUCGACAAGUUAGCACUCGGUGCUAACGAAAGCCAUGUUGUCUUUGAGGAGUACCAGAACUGUUGGGACGAUGCCAUAGACAAGGAGUUCUCCGAUUACGUCCCCUAUGGCAUUAUUCUCCACUUGUUGGGCUUCUUUGUCCCCUUCUCCAUCAUCGCCUGGUGUUACUCCCACGUGGUCCUCACCAUCUUCAAGACACUGCACUCUCGGCCUUCUUCUCGGCGAGGAUAUGCCGGCGUGGACAAGAGCCCCCUCGGGAGACGAGGACACAACAAAAUGUCCAGGCCGCCGGGUAGGGAGGAAGGUGUUUCUGUUUUCUUGGGCGCCAACUCGCCUUAUGCCAGCCGCAGACGAAAAUCCAUCAGGACCAUCAUCACCAUCACCCUCCUCUUCGCCCUGUGUUUCUUCCCCUUCCAUGUGACCAGGACCAUCUUCCUGCUCUUGAAGGUGACCAAGGGAGUUCCAUGCCGCACCAUGACCAUGGUGUCCAUGUGCUACAAGAUCACCAGGCCCUUGGCAUCCUUCAACGCCUGGCUCAACGCCCUCCUCUACUUCCUUACCAAAGACAAGGGCGGAGCACACUGCUGCCCCCCCGCCAACGCCACAAUGCAACACGGGGGGCCUCUGCUGCCCCUGAGGAUGGUGGGGAAGGGGGAGGAUGUUGAGGAGGGCCCUGAGGCCAUUCCACAACAGCUGGUCAUACACGAACAGAGCAAAAGUCACAUAUUUGGUUGACUGAUUUCACACAUGAAGAGGAAUGUGCUUUCACUUCUUAGGUCACCUUUUUCCUCUUUCAAAUCAUACUGAGGACAAUAUUAGAUGAACAGGAUCCAGAAAUUCCACUUGCUGAAUGCCCUCAUUUCCACUUGUCCACCACCUGUCAAAACUUUUCAAUGACAUUUUGGAGACUAAAACAUCCCUUAUAAUCAACGUUUGCGUAUUCCCAACAUGAUUACUACUUAUGAUUUUCUUCUCGUCAUCUGUCACAGUGGCACAACAAUAUUAUAAAUGCUGCAAAAAUACUGACAA
Nerophis lumbriciformis (worm pipefish) is the source of this 1907-nucleotide messenger RNA. RefSeq names its product P2Y purinoceptor 3. Gene Ontology annotation, molecular function: oxysterol binding; G protein-coupled receptor activity. The record is from RefSeq and is a predicted model, not a curated record. NCBI's taxonomy places the organism in Eukaryota, Metazoa, Chordata, Actinopteri, Syngnathiformes, Syngnathidae. Gene Ontology annotation, cellular component: membrane. Gene Ontology annotation, biological process: G protein-coupled receptor signaling pathway.